GACCCGCCGCCGCCGCCGCGCUCGGCUCAGCUGCUCGGCUCGGGCGCUCUCGCCGCUGCCGCCCCGGAGGAGAGGUUUUAAAAUGGAACAUUUUGACGCAUCACUUAGUACCUAUUUCAGGGCAUGGCUCGGCCCCCGAGAUACAAGGGUAAAAGGAUGGUUUCUUCUGGACAAUUACAUCCCCACUUUUAUCUGCUCCAUCAUAUACUUACUAAUUGUAUGGCUGGGACCAAAAUAUAUGAAGAAUCGGCAGGCGUUCUCUUGCCGGGGAAUUUUAGUGCUAUAUAACCUGGGACUCACGUUGCUGUCUCUCUAUAUGUUCGUUGAGCUGGUGACUGGAGUAUGGGAAGGCCAGUACAACUUCUUCUGUCAGGGCACACGCAGCGCGGGAGAAUCCGAUAUGAAGAUCAUCCGUGUACUGUGGUGGUACUACUUUUCCAAACUCAUAGAAUUCAUGGACACCAUCUUCUUCAUCUUGCGCAAGAACAACCACCAGAUCACGGUGCUGCACGUCUACCACCACGCCUCGAUGCUGAACAUCUGGUGGUUCGUGAUGAACUGGGUCCCCUGUGGCCACUCUUAUUUUGGGGCCACGCUUAACAGCUUCAUCCACGUGCUCAUGUACUCGUACUACGGGCUGUCCUCCAUCCCGUCCAUACGGCCGUACAUCUGGUGGAAGAAGUACAUCACCCAGGGCCAGCUGCUCCAGUUCGUGCUGACCAUCAUCCAGACCACCUGCGGCAUCAUCUGGUCAUGUAGUUUCCCUCUGGGUUGGUUGUACUUCCAGAUCGGAUACAUGAUUUCACUGAUCACGCUCUUCACCAACUUCUACAUUCAGACCUACAACAAGAAGGGAUCUUCCCGGAGGAAAGAGCACCCCAAGGAGCACCAGAACGGCUCAGCAGCGAUGGUGGUCAACGGGCACACCAACAACUUCGCUCCGCUGGACAACAGCGUGAAGCUGAGGAAGCAGCGGAGGGACUGAGCGCGGGUCUGACUCGCGUCCCCCCGGCCGUGUGGCCCGCAGCUCCUCUGGCCUCUUCUAGUGUGGCCCUGCAGGGCCGCGUCAGUCCCACCCCCCUAGAACGCGUGCACACAGAUUCUGCAGUAGGCAUUCGAUCGCUAACGUUCCUGGGCUCUCACCCCCGCCUGCGCCACGCCGUGCCGCGGAGGGGGGUGUCCUCGUAGUAGCCGACACUGCUGUUGCCUUAUUAGUUAUAACCUGAUAGGUGCUGAAUUGUGACUCACAAUUUAAGAACACUGUAAUCCCAACUUUCUUUUUUUUUUUGUUUUUACUCUAGAUCAUGCAUGUGACUGUAAAUUUGUACAAUGUUGUGACCGUAGAGAAACACACAUGCCUUAAAUUUACAAAGCAGGGCCCAAAGCUUAUUAGUUUCAAUUUAGGGUAUGUUGCAAGGUUUUAAUUCAUUUUUAAUAGUGCGGUAUAAGGGGGGGAAAAAAACACAGUCAAAGACGGUGACACCUAAUUUCGAACACCUUGUAACAACAACAGCGACAACAACAAAAAUCAGAAAGGCACCUUGGGUUUUGUAAUCUUGGCUUUAAGUCAGAGAGCCGAUCAAGUGGGACAGGCAGUUUUAACUUUUUAACAGAUCUUAUUUUUUUAUUUUGAGUGCCACUAUUAAUGUAAAAGGGGAAAACAUAUGGGGGGCUUGAAAGCUGUCUUGCGGAACAUGAAUACUUAUUCUUUGCCUUCAGGAUUUUUAGGAGGUGAGUCACAUGUGUAGGCCAUUCCAGCUUCCUCCGCUGCUCCGUGCUUUCUUUUCUGGCAGGAAACGGCCCGUUUUGUUUUUCACUCACAAGCAGUUACGUGCUUUUCGAGAGAGAUCACCUUGGUAUUUGCCAUAGACAGUGGGGAGCUGGUUUCCAGGGUCUCAUUAGAUUGAUUUCAGUCAUAGACUGCUACCUGUUUUGACACAAACUUUUCUUUUAAAAUGUGCCUAGACUACCCAAAUUGAUAGGGAGAAAAGGGACCUUACAAUUUUUUUAAGGUGAAAUUAAACGGCUGCUAUCACGCGGAACUAAGAGAUCAUUUUUGAUGUGAAUCUAAUCGCACCACCUAUAAUUUUUUUUCCUUCUUCCUGCUUUAGAUGCUGAAAAUUUGCUUAGAAGCGCUUAUUUAAAAAUCAUAGACUGGCUUCUCGUAAAAUCAUGUGUUCCCCCCCCCCCCCCAUUGAGGCAGAGAUUAAACAGUUAAGGACAUGUUUAAGAUGUGUCAUUUUAAAGUGUUGGAAUUUAGCCUCUGGAUACCUCCUUUUACAUGUGGGGGUGGGGGGGGUGGGCUGGGGAGAAUCAUCAUAGAACCACUCAACAUACUUAGAAGGACAUUGGAAAUGUGUAAACUAAUUGUUGGUUUGAUAUUUAUGUAAAUAUCAGUUUAUCAUGCUUUAAUUUUGCACAUUCAUAUUCUAGGGAGCUGACUGGCUCUUAUAUUAUUAGUCUUGUGGGUUUUCUCUUUGGAAGGAGUCAUAGCAUCUGUUUACAUUGACCUUAUCAAAUCUAGAACGUGUAUAUUUGUAAAUGUUUGUCUUCCCAGGUACUAGUUUGCAAAUGUCGUCACAGAAUUCAGUACAGGAACUAUAACAUUCGGUAGUAUGCUGUCAAAGUGUGCUCGAGCUCACCUGGAUAGAUCCACACUGUUAAAUAAUGUCUAAACAUUAAUCAUUAAAACACUUUCGAUUACC
This is a messenger RNA of Sorex fumeus (smoky shrew), 2705 nucleotides long. RefSeq names its product ELOVL fatty acid elongase 5 (gene ELOVL5). Gene Ontology annotation, cellular component: endoplasmic reticulum membrane; endoplasmic reticulum. The record is from RefSeq and is a predicted model, not a curated record. The coding region runs from base 83 to 985 and encodes 300 amino acids. The transcript has 8 exons. Gene Ontology annotation, biological process: sphingolipid biosynthetic process; fatty acid elongation, monounsaturated fatty acid; fatty acid elongation, saturated fatty acid. Lineage: Eukaryota; Metazoa; Chordata; Mammalia; Eulipotyphla; Soricidae. Gene Ontology annotation, molecular function: fatty acid elongase activity.